Molecule: messenger RNA, 6653 nt
Organism: Etheostoma spectabile (orangethroat darter)
Lineage: Eukaryota; Metazoa; Chordata; Actinopteri; Perciformes; Percidae
Gene: tmem132e
Product: transmembrane protein 132E
Exons: 9
Coding region: 1-3282 (1093 amino acids)
Source: RefSeq, a predicted model, not a curated record
AUGGGACUUUUAAUCUAUGAUUUGGACCAUGGGGACAGGCAACUAUGUUUUUGUGCUCAGCUCUGGGUCCUUUUGAUAACUCUUGCAGGUGAAAUCUCUCCAACCAGCUCAGAUGCCCUCCUCAGCUCCUCAGCAGUGACAGCCAGUCCCUCACCACCCAAUGUGUACCUUCCCGCCAACUUUAAAAUGUCCAAUGCACAACUGGCUUUCUUCUUGCGGAAGACACAGAUCACAGGACAAACAGUUGGCGGCGGCAGCAGCAGCAAGAGCAGCAGUAGCCCCAGCACUGGACACCCGUUGCAGCGCUCUGAGAAUUUUGUGGUUUUCCAGACAAAAGACCUCCCUGCCAUUAACAUAAGCUUUGGGCCUUUUGCCUGGGACCAGACAGUAUCCAAAGAGUUGCUCCAGCCAGCUAGUCCACUGGAUAUUCCCGGCAAGCUGACAGUCAACUGGAAAGUGCGGGCCUUCAUUGUCCAAUCGCGGGUGUUCUCCAACAACCCCAUAGUCCAGGUGUUUUUCUACAUCGCUGGCCGUGACUGGGAUGACUUCAAGGCUCAGGACAAGCUGCCCUGCGUCCGUCUGCACGCCUUCCGAAAUACCCUUGAAAAUAAAACCUCCUGCCGCAUGAAAGGCAACCUGGCACAGUGCUUGGCCCAGCUGGAGAUGCCGCUGUCCUGGUUUAACACCAAUGUAGCUCCCCUGGGUCGGAGGAAAGGCUCCACUGACGGUCUCCUAGAUGGGUUAACUAGUGAGACCCUCAGGGUUGAGCUCUACUACACACUCCAUGCGCCCAAUCUUGAUGGGGAGUGUAAUGAGGGCUCAGGCCAUAGGGCUGGUGGUGUUUCAAGGGGAGAACCUCUGUCACAGCACCCCCUGCUGCGCAUUGGGAGCAUCAGCCUGUACCAGGCCAGUCAAGAGCAGCUGCUGGUGGACAAGCAGUUGGACAAAAACAUGUUCCUCAGGCUACCAGAGAAGCCCCUGAAGCCUGGAGAAACCCUCAAAAUCUCCCUCUACUUGAUGCCAAACUCCACUGUCGAACAGUUCACCCUCAAGGUCAAAGCAAAGAAAGGGGUGAACCUGCUCGAGACCAAGUCAAAGAACCCCCAGUGGAAGGUGGACUGGGAAGUGCAGUCCGGCGCCAAGCACUCCAUUACCACCAUCGAUGUGAACAAGAACAAAGCAGUCAAACAGGGGGAUGUAUUGGGUAAUGUCGAGGUGAUGCAGUUAGAUUUCGAGAUGGAGAACUUCACCAGCCUCUCGGUGACCAGAAGGAUCAACUGGAACAUUGACUACAAGGGCCAAAAUCCGCCUCCUGACUCAGAGAAGGUUGUGACGGAGUUGACGGUGGUGCAGCGAGAUAUUCAAGCCAUCAUCCCUCUGGCCAUGGACACUGAGAUUAUCAACACGGCCAUUCUGACCGGACGCACUGUGGCCAUCCCUGUCAAAAUGGUCUCCAUAGAGAUGAAUGGAGCAGUCACUGACGUCUCAGCCUUUGUGCAGUGCAAGUCCUCCAAUGAAGACAUUGUUAAGGUGUCCAUGAAUUGCGACUAUGUGUUCGUCAAUGGGAAGGAGACACGGGGAUCCAUGAACGCGAGGGUGAUCUUCAGCUACGAGCACCUGAGCGCACCGCUGGAGCUGACCGUCUGGGUGCCCAAACUUCCUCUGCAGGUGGAACUUUCUGACAACAACCUCAGCUUCAUCAAAGGCUGGAGGGUUCCCAUUCUGCCUGACCGAAGGAGCACCAGAGACAGCGACGCGGAUGAUGAAGACGACGAGCGCCGGGUGAGUCGAGGCUGCACCCUGCAGUACCAGCGGGCCCUGGUCAAGGUGCUGACCCAGUUCCACACCACCUCCACAGAGGGCACUGACCAGGUCAUCACCAUGCUGGGGCCCGAAUGGCAGGUGGAUGUCACAGACCUGGUCCAGGACUCCCUGAAGGUGGCCGACCCCAGGAUAGCAGAGUUGGUGGACAGGACGGUGUUGGUGGGACUGGAGCUGGGAUCCACUAUGCUCAAGGUGGAGUCUCCGCUGGCAGUGGAUGCAGUAUUGGGAGAGUCUGCGUUCUCUGUCACAGAUGACAAGGUUUCCAUCACAGAGAUGCGUGUUCACGGCAUCUCAGGCCUGACCCUAUCACUGCAGCCCAGCCCCGGCAACAGCCACACCAUGGUGGCCAAGGCAACCGGCAUCCAGACGCUCACUGCUCCCAAGCAGGAGGCCAGUUUGUCUGUUUGGAUGCUUUUCAGUGACAACACAGCCGCCACUCUGACUUACUUUGAUCCCAAAGACUACAACAUCAAUGCCACCACACUGGAUGACAGAGUGGUGUCAGUAUCCCAGGAGCCACAGCAGCGUUGGCCUGUGGUGGUGGCAGAAGGGGAGGGAUCUGGCGAGUUGGUACGUUUAGAGAUGACCAUCUGUGAGGCCUGCCAGAAGACCAAACGCAAAAGUGUCAUCGCAUCUGCUGCAGUUUAUGUCAAGGUCCGCUUUGGCCCUGAGGAAGAUUCUGAGGAAGAGGCAACAACCGAGGGCGAGAUAGAGCUGGCGCCGGUCACCAGACGUCCAAUCAUUGAUCCGAACAUCAGUGGAAGAAUUUAUGAGACAUCUAAUGAGCAGCCUGCCAGUGUUCCCAUUGAUUACACCAAUUUCCCCACCAUUAGCAACCAGGAGCGACCAACUGAGAGUGAUGAAGAGGAGGAAGACGACUUUGUACAUUCACCUCGAAACAUGACCGAUCUUGAGAUUGGCAUGUAUGCUCUACUGGGAGUCUUCUGUCUGGCCAUCUUAGUCUUUCUCAUCAACUGCAUCGUCUUUGUGCUUAAAUACCGUCAUAAGAGGAUCCCGCCCGAGGGUCAGGCCAACAUGGACCAUUCCCACCACUGGGUAUUCCUAGGAAAUGGCCAGCCACUGAGGGCCCAGUGUGAGCUGUCACCACAGCAGGUAGAAAGUCCCAGUAACCCUUUGGAGGGCGUACAGACUUGCUGCCAUGGAGACCACCACAGCAGUGGAAGUUCCCAGACUAGCGUUCAAAGCCAGGUACAUGGGCGGGGUGACGGCAGCUCUGGGGGCUCUACAAAGGAGAAUGGCGAGGAGGCCAGUUCACCCACCUCCAAGCGCAAAAGAGUCAAGUUUACCACCUUUACCACCCUUCCCACAGAGGAGCUGCCCUAUAACGCCAUCCCCAUAGCAGAUGAAGAGGACAUUCAGUGGGUUUGCCAGGAUAUGGGCUUUCAAGAUCCAGAGGAACUGCAUGAUUACAUGCGCAGAAUAAAAGAAAUAGCCUGAGAUAAGAGGUGCAGCGUGAAGCACAACUCUCAGCUUUCUAAAGAAACGUUCCUUUCUAUUUUUCCCUUUUUCACCUAAGUGAAAGAUCAUUUUUCACAGACUAAAAGGCCAACUGUUGUUUUGGUUAGGGUGUGUUCCAUUUAGUUUGCACAGUGCUGUAAUCUCAUACACGCUCACACAGAAGAGAAUGCAAGGAAGCCAAAGACUUCACCAGAGGAUCUCAAUCACUUGAGAAAUCUGUAAAUCUUGGCUAUAUAGGAAACAUGUUUCACUGGAAAGCUGAGCCAUGGCCAGAUGUAAAAGCUGCUCCUCUUGUAUUUUCAGGAUUUGAUUCUAUAGAAAGCCUGAUGUGGACAGGAAUGUAGAAGAGGUUUGGUAUUGGCUGUGUUUUUGCUGGCUCAUUAGGACUCUGCAGUACUGUACCUACUCCAAACAAAGAUGCCUUUGGUGAACAGAUAACUGUCAAAGACACUCAUGAAGGCUAUAUUAAAAAUCAUUUUGUUUUUGCCAAAGUAGGAAAAGCAUUCUUUUAAUGGCAAAACUUUGUCCAUUGUUGUUCUUGGUGCAGCACACUCAUGAUUUGUACUCAUGUUCAUUCCUUACAUUUUUCUACAUUUCAUAGGUAGUCAAAAGCAGUGCCCUACUACUAGUCCUCCUGGUACUAAACAAAUCUAAUGCCUUAUAAAAAUGGUCAAAGUUCACUUCGGCGCAGACUUCCUGUUUUCUCCAUAUGGCUAGAGACAAUGUAGUGAGAUGUAAAAUACUACUACUGAUCUCGAGCAUGAGGUCAAAUUAGAAAUGAGGGUGCAUUGCGAGGAUCUCUGACGGUCUUUGCAUGGAAAGGGAUCUUGAGACACAAUCAGCAAAAUUUUCCAAAUUUGUAAAUGUUUUUAUUGUAAUUAUAUAAUUAUUCAUACACAUUACUAAAAUAAAUAUGUUAUCAUGCAUUACACGCAUGCCAUGUGAGGCCUACAUACAUGCAGACAUUCCUCUCUAGUGUAUAUACCGAAUCAAGCCAGCGUUCCGUCCCCGCCCCCACACCAACGUUCAACAAGUUUCACUCUGGAAACUUGUAUAGUCUUGUGGUGAUUAGAAGGUUCCCCUCACAAAUGAGCUUUUUAACAAAUCACACAAUUUAUCACAUUUGACUGUUGUGAACCAGGGGACUUGCUAUGCAUCAGAAUUGUAAUAGAUCUAAUCUUUUGAUGAUUUAUUUCUCUUCGUCAAGUUCGGCUGCUCUCUAGCCUUUGGGAAAGUAAAAAAAAAAAAAAGUUCUUGUUGGAAAACUUUCACACUGAACACAAGAUCCUCUACACUCUCCAGGAAAGGUCAUUCACCCAGAAAAAAAGAUUACUGAUUAAAUAUUGAUUUUGCCCCAUCAUUUGAAUCAUGGCCAUCUCAUGUCGUCAUGCUGUUUGUAAAACACACUCUACUAUAUAUGUAGUUCCUAUUUUGUUCAACCUAUUCCAGUGAACUCACAUUUGGAGGGAACAAAUGUGCUUUGUCUGAACUCUAUGGAGACGAGAGACUAGCAGCAGAGAAAUCAGUUGUUAAUACUGGCAGAAAGGCUGUGUGGAUGCCAUGGGUGUGGUUGUGGCAACGUGUAAAAGUAACUCAGGAUGCUGAUUGGUUACAUUGACAAAUCAAAAGUGAUAUGAAACAGCACAGCGGGCGGAUGUUAUUUGCAGGUUUUGAUGUGCAGAAAGAGUUAAUUGCUGUGUUGAGCGUUUAAAGGUUUGUUGACAUUUUAAACUACACUGAAGCAGAAGGGGAAAGAUCUGGCGGGUUUUAAAAGAGCGUAAAAUAUCUUGAGUGAGAUUUCAACCAAAAGGCACCCAGACACAUAGUAUCUGAGAGCAUGAUAACAGCAGAGCUAAUAUUAUUUUUAAUUGCAGUUGCCCUGUUAGCGGUGCGUGUGCUUUUUAGUAGCAGAGUGGGUGAUUGGAGAUUACUUUUGAAGGUUGACGUUAUUCAGGCUCUGAUCUCACAUACAUCAAGUUAUUUUCAAGACUAAUGAAGCAACCAUGUAAUAAAAUGUAGUUUCCUUGUCACUUUCCUUUAAUUCUGUACUGCAUCUAAGGGCUUGGAUUUUUCUUUUAUGUUAACUGACUGAGAAAACUAAUGUUACAUGCUCCCUAUGUGUUGAUAAUGAACCUAAGCUCCAUAUGUCACUCAAAGCUGUGACUAAAAAUGUACAACAUUUUAUUUACAUCCCACUUGAUUUUCAGCCCCUACAACCCUAUUAAAGACCCAAUCCAGAAUUGUUCUCCUUGAGGCAGCGCUGUUAUACAACAAAACAGCCUUAUAUGGGGAAAAAAGCAUUGAAUUAAAACACAUUUUAUAUUUACUUUUAAAGAUUUGUUUCUUGAGCUCCUCUAUUAGCUGCCCAUACGUGACAGCUAAACACAAGUGUUAAAUGUGACCUGAAGAUGGAACUGGUUUGCUUACGGCAACAUUGUAAAUACUGGAGCAAAACAGGCUUUAAUUUUAAAUUUAUCUGAAAGUUGCAAUGAGAUUAUUUUCCAUCAGUAAACCACAUCUUCAUUCGAUAUUCUACAUGUAUAUAGACCCACAUUUGAUCCUGGAUUGGGACUUUAAGGAUUUGGUUUACUGCAUGCCCUCUAUGUUCCAUGUGGUUGAAAUGAAUAAUGACUUGAUUCUAGUGUAUAAUAAUAUUCAAUCUGUGUUAACAUCUAAAGAGAAGAUAUUAUUUGUGACAGUCCAAGCCCGUCAGCCACAGCAUCAACAUGAUUUGCCAUGAAAUUUAGAGAAGCAGUAGCCAGCUGGAAGUGUUUCUGUUUUAACCUGAAAUGAUGGUUUCUCAGGAUGAAUGUAGGAUUAUAACCUGGUUGUUUAGUGUUAAUGUGAUCCAUCUGGUGACACCACUAUAACUGAUUAAGUAUCUAAUAGCAGCUUUACAAAGCUUCCAUCGUUCCAUCGGCGUUGAUUUAUUCACAUUGUAUGUAAAUAUUUUGCCCAUUACAUGAUACGUGUCAAAUACCUUUUUUAUUUUUCACAGAAUUUUAAAAUUCUACUUCCCGUUCCUCUGUGCAUUUUAAAAUGUUCUUUUUUGUAAUGCUGCUUUGGUGACGGUGCACAUAUUGCUAAUUUUGUAUUGUCUUCAAGCUGCUAAUAGAAACUUAUCUUUUUACAACAUGUAAUUGAACAUCUUGAAUUGUACCUUUCUGCUGCCCCCAUGGAAAACUGUGCACGAUGUACACGGCUCAGUUGGCUGUGCCAAGUAACCACACCGCUCACGAUAAUAUGUUAAUGUACAGAGCACUGUUCAAUUUCCUGUAUUCUCUUGAAAAUAAACCCUUGUAUUUUCCCGUUAAAUGUAAAGUACUAAAGAAAAUGCAAUACACAAAUGA